Loxodonta africana (African savanna elephant) is the source of this 10013-nucleotide messenger RNA. It is a transcript of the gene H6PD, whose product is annotated as hexose-6-phosphate dehydrogenase/glucose 1-dehydrogenase. Lineage: Eukaryota; Metazoa; Chordata; Mammalia; Proboscidea; Elephantidae. The record is from RefSeq and is a predicted model, not a curated record. Bases 723 to 3137 code for a protein of 804 amino acids. Gene Ontology annotation, cellular component: endoplasmic reticulum. Gene Ontology annotation, biological process: glucose metabolic process; pentose-phosphate shunt, oxidative branch; pentose-phosphate shunt. The transcript is spliced from 6 exons. Gene Ontology annotation, molecular function: glucose-6-phosphate dehydrogenase activity; 6-phosphogluconolactonase activity; NADP binding.
GCCCGGGGCUCCUCUGCAUGCCCGAUCCGGGGGGAGCGAGGCUGCCCGGGGGUCCCCAUGGCCUGACACCUCCCCGCCUCGGGUCGGAGUGAGAGCGGGAGCGCGGGGCAGGGAAGGGGAGGUGGCCUCGGGGCGGCCUUGGCCUCGCGCCUCCCCUCUCACCGUCCCCGGCUCCUCCCGCGAAAUCCGAGCCUGCUGUCAGGCGUGGGGCCGCGUGACGCCCGCACCUGUCGGAGGCCCCGGGCCGGCCCCGGCAGCCCGCCCUGCGGAGGAGGAUGUGUGGGGCCAGGGUCAGAGGCCCGCGCGGGGGAGCCCCCUCUCUGCCGGGGCCGCGUCGGGCCUGAGCCCUCCGGCAGCGCCCGCGCCUCCCCUGCCAUUUCCCGGAGAAGCGCCCGGCCCCGACGAGCGAGAUGAAGCAGAGGUCAAGGUGCAAUGUGGUGUUGGGAAAGGGACUUGGCAGCGGCGGCCACUGACCUUCACCCCCAGCUCCUUUCUGCCGCCCCUUGCUGCCGGGAAUAGAGGCUCCAAGCUGCAUCCUGUGGUUGACCAGAACCUGCUCUGCUGCUGGAGCCCCUGCACAAGCUGAGCUGCCUGGGGCUGGUCAAGGACGCUGGUGGCUGCUGACCAGGCCUGCCUCCUUCGCUGGGGUGAAAACAAAGACCGGAACCCUCGUUUCCAUCCGAACCCUCUGGCUGGCCAAGCCAGUAUUCACAGGUUUUGCGAUGGUGGCAGAGCCCGUUUUUAAAAGGUACCCAGGCUUUUGGAGGAUGCUCAUAGUGGCAAUGUGCACAGCCCUUCUGAGCUGCCUGCAGGCCCAGGAGCUCCAGGGACAUGUCUCCAUAAUCCUUCUGGGAGCGACUGGGGACCUAGCCCGAAAGUACUUGUGGCAGGGGUUGUUCCAGCUCUACCUGGACGAGGCAGGGAAGGGCCACAGUUUCAGCUUCCAUGGGGCUGCCCUGACAGCCCCCACGGAGGGCCAGCAGCUCAUGGACAAGGCUCUGGAGACCCUCUCCUGCCACCAGGACAUGGCCCUCGAUCACUGCACUGAGCUCAAGGACCAGUUCCUACAGCUGAGCCAUUACCGCCAGCUGAAGACGGCUGAAGACUAUCAGGCCCUGAGCAGGGACAUUGAGGCACAGGUCCAACAGGAAGGCCUCCGGGAGGCUGGCAGGAUUUUCUAUUUCUCAGUGCCUCCCUUCGCCUAUGCAGACAUUGCCCGCAACAUCAACAGUAGCUGCCGCCCGGGCCCAGGCACCUGGCUGCGGGUUGUCCUUGAGAAACCCUUUGGCCACGACCACGACUCAGCCCAGCAGCUGGCCACAGAACUUGGGAGCUUUUUCCGAGAGGAGGAGAUGUACCGGGUGGACCAUUACCUUGGCAAGCAGGCCGUGGCCCAGAUCCUGCCAUUCCGAGACCAGAACCGCAAGGCCUUUGACCACCUCUGGAGCCGGCACCAUGUCGAGCGGGUGGAGAUAAUCCUGAAGGAGACAGUGGACGCGGAAGGCCGCACGAGCUUCUAUGAGGAGUAUGGCGUCAUCCGUGACGUCCUCCAGAACCACCUGACUGAGAUCCUCACCCUUGUGGCCAUGGAGCUGCCCUACAACGUCAGUGACACAGGGGCCGUGCUGCGGCACAAGCUCCAGGCUUUCCAGGCACUGCGGGGCCUGCGGAAGGGCAGCGCCGUGGUGGGCCAGUACCAGGCCUACGGCGAGCAGGUGCGCAGGGAGCUGCAGAAGCCAGACAGCUUCCAGAGCCUGACACCAACCUUUGCAGGUGUCCUUGUUCAUAUUGACAAUGUUCGCUGGGAGGGCGUCCCUUUCGUCCUGAUGUCCGGCAAAGCCUUGGAUGAGAGAGUGGGCUAUGUGCGGGUCCUCUUCAGGAACCAGGCAUACUGUGCCCAGAGCGAGAGGCACUGGGCCGCGGGCCAGAGCCAGUGCCUGCCUCGGCAGGUUGUCUUCUACAUUGGGCAUGGCGACCUGGGCAGCCCCGCUGUGCUGGUCAGCCGGAACCUGCCCAGGCCCACGCUGCCCUCUGACAGCUGGAAGGAGGUGGAAGGCCGGCCUGGGCUCCGCCUCUUUGGCUGCCCUCUGUCUGAUUUCUAUGCCUAUAGCCCCGUGAGGGAGCGGGAUGCCUACUCCAUCCUCAUCUCACACAUCUUCCAUGGCCGCAAGGACUCCUUCAUCACCACGGAGAACCUGCUGGCUUCCUGGCAUUUCUGGACGCCCCUGCUGGACAGCCUGGCCCGUGAGGCCCCACGCCACUACCCGGGAGGAGCCAAGAAUGAGCACUUGUUGGACUUUGAGUUCAGUGGCAGCCAGCUGUCCUUUUCCCAGCAGCAGCUGGAGCAGCUGGUGCCUGGACCUGGUGCUGCCCCAAUGCCCCGUGACUUCCGGGUCCUCAAGGCCACGUACCGUGAGAGCCCGCUGAUCUUGGCCUGGGCCGAGGAGCUGAUCGCUAAGCUGGCCAAUGACAUUGAGGCCACAGCUAUGCGAGCAGUGCAGCGCUUUGGUGAGUUCCACCUGGCCCUCUCAGGUGGCUCAAGCCCUGUGGCCCUGUUCCAGCAGCUGGCCCUGCGGCACUUUGGCUUCCCCUGGGCCCAUACACAUCUGUGGCUGGUGGACGAGCGCUGCGUCCCACCCACGGACCCGGAGUCCAAUUUCCGGGGCCUGCAGGCCCACCUGCUGCAGCACAUCCGUGUCCCCUACUUCAAUAUCCACCCCAUGCCCGUGCGCCUGCAUCAGGGCCUCUGUGCCGAGGAAGACCAGGGCAGCCAGCUCUAUGCCCGGGAGAUCGCCGCCCAGGUCACCAACAGCAGCUUUGACCUGGUGCUGCUAGGCAUGGGGGACGAUGGGCACACGGCCUCACUCUUCCCUCAGUCGUCUACUGGCCUGGAUGGCAAGCAACUGGUCGUGCUGACCACGAGCCCUGUCCAGCCACACCAGCGCAUGAGCAUCAGCCUGGCCCUCAUAAACCGGGCCAAGAAGGUGGCCGUCCUGGUCAUAGGCAGGAUGAAGCACGAGAUCACCAUGCUGGUGAGCCGGGUGGGCCAGGAGCCCAAGAAGUGGCCCAUCUCGGGUGUCCUGCCAACUUCGGGCCAGCUGGUAUGGUACAUGGACUAUGAGGCAUUUCUGGGAUGAGGACACCUGUGCCCUCUGCUGAAAAGCCCAGGCUUGCUCCCCUGCUCUCUCCCUCCCCGCUCAGCCACCUGCCCCACAUGCCCUGGGUCUCUGCAGUCUGGUGCCCCAGGGCCAGACCCCUGAAGAGGGAAGGAAGAGGCCCUCUCCAUUUGUCUAGUUGUUGCAGGUAGACACAGAAACAAGGACAGGAUCCAUCCCUGCUCAUGGGAAGCUUCAAACCUAGGUUGGGAGAGCAAACAUUCACCCUAAAAAAGAACCUACAACUGCCGUUUACACACUAACACCCACCAGCACAAAACAAGAUGGUGUGAAAGUUCAAAGAGGGAGCUCAGGGACAAAGGGUAAUCAGGAAGUACUUCCUGGAGGAAGUGGCCCUGGGACUAGCUCCUGUGGAACACAAGACCACGGCCUGGAGAGGAGGGGGCCCAGCAUCCACACUGGGCAGAGGCCUCUGCGGCUCUGGGCUGGCCAAGCCCUGUACCCUCUCUGUCCUUUCCCUCCUGACCCUCCACCAUCCUCUCCUCUUGGUGGCUGCCUCCACGGGCUCCGUCUCUCUGGAAUCCUCCCUCCUCCAUCUUGUCUGUGGAGGAGGUCUGCCUGGUGCUCUGUCUCUGUGCUGCCCUUCAGAAACCACACACAGACUCCAUUUGCAACGUGGCUGGUAAUCACUUCGGGAAAACGGAUGAGGGGCGAUAACAGUUAUGCAGACGCAGAUACUAGGAUGCUACAGAGUUUCCAGAAAUCUCAAAGCUGUUGUUUGGAGCACCUUUCAUGGUUGAUGAACUUCUUUGCGUGGAGGACAGCUUCCUCAGGGAGCACCCUUGCCCUCCGCCCCCACGCCUUCCUCUGGCCAUACACCAGGAGACACAACUGAGUGCAGGUGAUCAGGCCAUCCCAGGGAUACCCCUUUAAGAGGGCUGUUUACAUCUUGGGGGACUGCUGAGUGGGUGUUCCUGCCCUCAGCCUCUCUUGUUUUACUAGGUGAGAUCCCAUGAAACCAGCCAUUCCCUGAUAGUGACGUCAGGUGAUGCUAAGCCAUGCAGGCAGCUCUGAUGGGAUGAACGGGAGGCAGGCUUCCUGGUGGGACAGCUGUAGUUCCCAGGCAGCACAGUGGCCCUGUCAUCUGUGCCAGGGAGUGGCAGUGCAGCCUCUCGGUGGUAGCACCUGAGCCUGCCCACCUUCUGCCUGCUGGCCCCUUCUGCCGCCGCUCAUGUCACCAUUGACACACUCUUAAAUUUGGGAAAAUCAAUAGGUGCCUUCUUGUUAGCAUAGGUUGGGUCCCGGGGCCAACAAUACCUGCUUCUUGGAAACGCCCAAGAGGGUCUCUGAAAUCUUAACAAAAAACAAAUACGCGUGGUACACAUUUAAAUUUUAUUUCAACUUUCCACAUAGUUACGCCCCCCAAGGUAUGACCGUACAAGAAUAAGAUAGGUUUUCCGUGACUGUUAUCCCUAUUCUGAGUCACACUUUGUAUCAGGCAAAUAACACACUUUGCAUGUCACACAGAAUUUUGGAAGAGAGGGCGUUUGUUUGGCAAGCAAGGAGCAUCCCUAAAUCUUUCUCGCCUUUUGAAUGUUUACACUUUCCACAAGGCUGCAGGUUGAGAAGUGUUACUUUCAUGUGAGAUGUUUGUAUGCAAAAGGGUUGGGCCAGGGGCUCAAGGCACUCUUGUUAAAAGUCAGCUUACUCCGGUCUCCAGCGACUCAGUCCAAACAGAACACCUCUCUUUAUACGAAGAUAGCUGACCUUGGCAGGACAGAACCAGGUGCCCGGGGUAGAGAAUCCUACUCCCUGUUGGUGGUCAGCUUUUGAGCUGUUUUGCAUCUGGUGGGUGGAGCCUCAGGAGUGGACACGUGAUUGCAGGUUAGAUUCCACCUCUGACCACAUGAGGGCGCUCUUGCGCCAUCUUUGACCAGUUGGCCGGUUCGUGUGCGGUUAUUUGCGUUUCCGCAUUUUCUUUCCUGGGUCCUUGGCCCUAGCACGCCCUCAUCUGUUCCUUAGGAACUUCCUCCUCUGUGCUUGCAACACCAGAGAGCGAGGGGCCUUCAUGUGCCCAGGCCUCACCGCAGGGCAAGGGUGAGCAGGCUUUUGAUGUCACCAUUUCUGAAUAACCGUGAGUCAUGCUGGGCCUGAGCUAGGAUAUCCUGUUCUUACUCAGGAGAGUGCCUGCAUCAAAAUGUGCUCUUUAUCUGUGACGACCGUGGGGAUGAGGGUGGGGUGAGGGCAAGAGAUACCAAAGACUUCCUUUCCAGAAUCAAGUGUUUUCUUAAAAUCACAUGGGGCGAGUCCACACUGAGUGACAUUGUUGGUGUCCCUUUGUUCUCUGUUACGAAGGGGACACUCAGAACCGCGCCAUCUUGGCAGCUGGUCUCAAACCUCGGACCAUGAUCCAUGAUAGGACACACACAUUACACCAUGAGUGAGUACUCAUAUUUGUGUAUAAAUCUGUGUUGCAAACAGAAGAUUCUCGGGGGAUUCUUACCCUCAGGACCUGGGCUAACUUCUGGUUUCCAUUUGAAAAAAAAAAUUGUUGCAAUCCAUUAAAUUGAGUUGGUAUGUAGUUUGAAAAAUACUGCUCUUAACCAUUACGUGCUCAGCUGCUAACCGAGAAAAGUUGGUGGUUCGAAUGCACCUGACAACUCCUUGGAGGAAAGACCUGGCAAUUUGCUUCCUUCUGUAAAGAUUAUGGCCCAGAAGUCUUUGGGCUCUGGGGCAGUUCUGCUCUCUUAGAGGAGGUCGCUAUGAAUCAAAAAUGGACUUGAUGGCACCCAACAACGGUCGGCUUCCUUCCCUGAUGCGCAGGGCCUUUUUGGAACUUAGCAGUGACUCUCAAUCUAGGCUGCUCCCGGCAUCUUAGCUCACGCUCAUAGGAGGCUGCUGCAGGGCUGGCUCAGUGGUGAGGGAAUGGGAUGAUCUUUCUGUUAGGUGAAGGCGUGGCUCCCAGGGCUGCUAGGAUCUCCGCACCUGUUCACCCGACGGGAGCAGGAGGAUAGGCAGCGAAGAAGCUGUUGUCAGAGGCGUGGAGGUUACCUGAGUGAUCGUUACACAUCAACAGGCUCAAAACCAAACCCUUUACUUAGCACCGUCUUGUUUGUUGAUGUUAACCCCCCCCCCAAAAAAAACCCCACUGCUGUCCAGUUGAUUCCAACUCAUAGCGACCCUAUAGGACAGAGUAGAACUGCCCGGUAGAGUUUCCAAGGAGCACCUGCCGUAUUCAAACUGCCAGCUUCUUGGUUAGCAGCUGUAGCACUUAACGACUUCGCCACCACGGUUUCCUUGUUGCUGUUAGGUGCUGUCAAUUAGGUUCCGACUCAUCGUGACCCUGUAUGUACAGCAGAACAAAGCACUGCCCGGUCCUGUGCCAUUCUCACAAUCAUUAUUCAUCUCAUUGAGGGGCUUCCUCUUUUCCGAUGACCCUCCACUUUACCAAGCACGAUGUCUUUCUCCAGGGACUUCUCCAUCUUGUUUACUUCUUGUAAUAACCCUGUGAGGUGAGUGGUGGGAUCCUCACCAACAAUUAUGAAACUGAACCCCAGGUUAAGGAACCGCUACCUGAAAAUGCACCAUGAGGAACUACGCUUAGAAGGCAAGUGCUGGGGAUCAGGGAGCCCCAGGUCCUCAGGGCCGGGCAGUGCUACCCAGAGCACCGGUUCCCUGAUGGGGAGAGAGGCUUCCCGUGAGGAGCCUCGAAUGUGCGUAUUUAUGCUUCUGCAUGGUAGACCCUCUUUGGGGGCCUUGUCAGUUAAUGAGCACCUCUAGUGCCAGCAGCGUGGCCAUUCCUUUUGGGGAAAGAAUCGAGGGGCUUUCCAGGUGGUUGUGCGCUAGAUUCUGGUUUGAAUUACCGUGAGUGACAGUACCCUAGUCUUGGUUUUCCCACCAGCUUCUCCUUGCUCUGCCGACUCAUAGCCCUUUAUUCCUAUUCUUGGACCUCCAAAGAAACAGUGUAAUCAAAGUUUCCACAAACCCAGCAUUGCUGGGAAUAUCCCCUCGCGUGUUUUCAUUCUAGAACUUUCAGGCCUGGGACCGAUCCCUCUCCUGGGUGCUUCUUUUUGCUUCAUUUGGCUUUCCUCCUUCUCCGGUCCUUACGGGGACAACCCAGGGAACAAGCUGGGGUGGUGUGGUAGGUCAAGAAAGUAAUGUUGCAAAGCAGAGCUUAUAUAAAAUCUGGAGAGGUUAUUUCCUGGAAUUUAGUUUUGUAGAAAAAAGAAGUUUCUUCCUGAAAGUAUCUGCAGCUUCACACAGCAACCUCUUUGCCGCAGCUGUCCCCAGCUUAAUUUUUGUCAUGAGCACAUGCUGUCCCUGCAGGUCUCCAUCCGCUGGUGGAGAAGCUGCUUGGCAGGGUCUCGGUGUCAGGACCUAACACCCUAACACCGCAGUGAGACGAGGGCGAGGGAGGAUGGUGGCAACGCAAUUGCCAGCGUCCACCCUGCAAAGGCUGACCUUGGGGGUGGGGGGGCUUGAGAGGAUGCUGCCUCCGAGGUCACUGGGAGCGUGGCCUCUGGACACCACCCACCCCUGGCCGAGCCCCUGCGAAACUGAAGAAUGUGCCUGUUCAUUUGCUCCCAUGGGAGCGCUGUGACCCUGCCCUGAGCCACAUAGGUAGGGAACCUGCAGCAGGUGCUGGGGCCACUUGCGGAGGUGCCAAUCACUGUGUGACAUUUCCCAGGGGGAGGAGGUGGUCCCUUCCGCCUCAUCCGCAUCUGGCAGCUCGUUAGAGCUUGAGGGGGCACCUGAGAUGUAGUGUCGUGUGCAGGGUAGUAUCAUCCAGUGAUCCACACAUCUCCGUUGGUGCUGCAGUCCCUCGAACUGCCUCGUGGGAAGUGCAGACUUAACCCCUUCACAGUCCUGCCUGCCCUGAUCUUCUGCCCGCUGGCUGCAGUGUCAGCCCAGGCAUCCACCUGUGUGGCGCGUUCUGCCUAAGCUCAUGUGGGUGGCUGAGGGGACACUAGUUUGUGCUCUGUGCAGUGUGUGAAGCUGCCACAGAGCAUGCAAGCCCCACUGCCUGCCCUUCGCACUCCGAAGACACUCCUGCCUCCCUGGAGGCCAGUGGGAGCCCAAGCCAGCCUAUGUUCCCAGAAGCCCUGCAAGAGCAGAUGUCCUCCAGGUGCACGCACAGGCUCUGCCCUCCAGAAUCUCACACCUGGCCUCGAGGCAGCUCAGGGCUGGUGAGAGCAAUCAGGAUUCCUCCGCUUACUGCCAAGCCAGGUGCCAACCUCUGACGCUGUCGUCAGCACCAGACAGACUCGGCAGAUUUGGGGAUGCUUUUCUGAAAUUACAGCAGAACAUGGGGAAGAUGAUCCGUUUGAUGAUACUUCCUCUCCAGUCAGCUUUCAGGAACAUGUCUGUUUGCAAAGCAGGUCGUUGGGUAUGUGCAUGUCAGAAAAGGAAGGGGAUUUUGAAUAUUUGACAAAUUAUGCUUCUCUCUUGUUUUUUUUUUAUUCUCUAGGAUGAUCUUUGUUUAAAGCCCCUGCUUUGCUCCCAGGUGUUCGAAGGGAAGCCUUGCAUCUUUUCAGUCCCUGUGCCGUGAGGAGGAGGAAACACAUUUUCGUUUGCUGAGAGCUGUCUGGAGUAUAUUUAAGCGGCUAAUAGUUAGCUUUGAAAACAGAUGUGUAACCAGGCAUUACAUACAUUUGUCAGUUUGGAUCCUUAGCUACACCCCUAGAGAAGCCUAGAAGGGUCAGUUAUAACAGCUCGAAACCAGUUCUCGUGGCGUCAGCUCUGAUUCACAGCAACCCCAUGUGUGUCAGAGUAGGACUAUGCUCCCUGGGGGUUUUAAUGGCUGAUUUUUCUAUAUCACUUGGCCUUUUUUCCAUGGUGCCUGUAAGUGGACUUGAACCUCUAACCUUUCAGUUAGCAGCCAAGUGUGUUAACUGUUUCACCACCCAUAAAAACCAUUGCCUUUGAGUCGAUUCCAACUCAUAGCAACCCUGUAGGACAGAGUAGAACUGCCCCGUAGGGUUUCCAAGGGUGUAAUCUUUAUGGAAGCAGACUGCCCCAUCCUUCUCCCAUGGAGCGGCUGGUCAUUUUGAAUUGUGACCUUUCUCGUUAGCAGCAGAGCACUUAAACCACAGCACCACCAGGGACUCCUAUAACCUUACGAGGUACGUAAGUAGAAGAGGAAAGGACCUGGAUUAGCUGAUCAUCGAGAGCCCACCUCCAUCCAGUUCUCUGGCAUGUGGCCUCUCUGGUCCUUUCCCUCUCCCAUUCUGUCCAUUUGGAAGAGUCAGGGUAGAGCCGACACCAGGGGCAGAGCUUCUGCUGUCACAGAGCUCAUCCCUGCCCCCUUGCCUGAGGGGAAAGUCUUGUUUACAGGUGGAAAAGGUCAGGGCGUACUGUGCUUAGGAGGCUGUUCCCAGCAAGAGACCUAGCUUGGGGGUGGGGGUGAGGGGUAGACGCUGCAAUCACAUGUCUCGCAAUCAGAGUUGGUUCGUCCUAUUCUCUGCCCCACCUGGGAAGCUCAGAGUACUGGGAUCCUGUCAGUCCAGGAGAAGGGGACUGUGCUUGUUAAGGUUGUGUGUCAACUUGGCUGGGCCGUGGUACUCAGUGGUUUGGCAGGAGCCAUUUCCUUGAGAUAAAUCUCUCUCUCUCUCUUUCUUUCUCUGGUUUUACUUGUAGAGAACUCAGCGUGUGACAGGGACCGCCUGCUCCCUGGCGGGGGUGGGAGGAGAGUGGGCAUGAAAAUCUCUCUCUGCCAGGGCAGCGAAGAUUGGCCGUGUUUUUUUUUUGUCAGAGACACUGCCCCUGGUUUUUGCGGAAACACUGGAAACUUUAAGAUGCCUCGGGAUGAGACACAUUCAGAACAGUUUUUAAAAUGCCUUUUGUAUGUCACAUGGAAAAUUUAUUUUUUAAACAAUAAAACUGUUUUACCAAAAUCUA